This is a messenger RNA of Oncorhynchus keta (chum salmon), 2397 nucleotides long. Its product is annotated as integral membrane protein GPR155-like. The record is from RefSeq and is a predicted model, not a curated record. The transcript is spliced from 13 exons. Gene Ontology annotation, biological process: transmembrane transport. NCBI's taxonomy places the organism in Eukaryota, Metazoa, Chordata, Actinopteri, Salmoniformes, Salmonidae. The coding region runs from base 118 to 2397 and encodes 759 amino acids. Gene Ontology annotation, cellular component: membrane.
UUUUGUGGACUGUAAGGAAAGUGGACAGUAAAGUGUUCUUCUAAACGGUGGUGGCUGGUGGACAUUGUAUCCCACUUUUAUUCUAUUUUAUAGGUACUGAAGAACCCGAUAGUGUUCAUGGUGGUGGUCGGGAUCGUGUCCCACUUUGCCCUGGGCCAGAGGAUCCCUGCUGUGAUGGAGGAGUUUGUGGAUGGCUUGGCCAACUCCUUCGGAGGAGCAGCUCUCUUCUACCUGGGACUAUCUAUGGUGGGACAGGUGGGCAAACUCACCAGGUCUACUGGAGUAGCCCUUAUCCUGCUCAUCACUGCCAAACUGCUGGUGAUGCCUCUCAUCUGUAAGGACAUGGUCGACCUGCUGGACUCUACAGGUUCCAACAGCAGCAGUCUGAACCACUCCAGCCUGUCCAACUAUGCCUUUCUCUACGGGGUGUUCCCCCCUGCUCCCAGUGUAGCCAUCUACGCAUCACAGUACAACAUGGAGCUGGACGUGGUGACGUCAGGGAUGGUGAUCAGCACGUUCCUGUCUGCCCCCAUCAUGUACGUGUCAGCCUGGCUCCUGACCAUCCCCCUGAUGAACCCCAAGCCACUGGUCACUGAGCUGCAGAAUGUCAGCUUCAACAUCAGCAUCGUCAGCCUGGUCGCACUGUUCCUAGUGUGUGUCGGUAUGAUCCUGUGGAACUUCGUAGUGAAGCAGGAGGACAUCUUGGGACAGGUGUUGACAUUCACACUGCUCUAUGGGUCACUCUACAGCACAUAUGUCUGGACUGGUCUCAUUCCUCUCUGUUUGGUUCUGACCAAGAAGGACAAUUUGCUGAGGAUUCCACCUUGGGUCUUCAUGGUCUUUGGCUGGGGCAUACCGUUCCUCAUCCUUGGAGGUCUGCUCCUGGCAGGAGAGAGGAUGCCUGAUACUAUAGACUCUGCCUUCCUCUAUGGCAGGGCUCAGAUCAUCAGUACUGCAGUAGUAGUCUCCUGCAGCAUCUUGGUAGGUGGUUUCUCUCUGAUGGGUCUCAGCCAGGGCACCAAGGAGAACCAGAACUACCAAGCCCUGGAGACAGCCUCUAACACGGGUACUAUAGAGGACCUGAGGCCCCCUGGACACCAGGAGAACCAGAACUACCAAGCCCUGGAGACAGCCUCCAACACAGGUACUAUAGAGGACCUGAGACCCCCUGGACACCAGGAGAACCAGAACUACCAAGCCCUGGAGACAGCCUCUAACACGGGUACUAUAGAGGACCUGAGGCCCCCUGGACACCAGGAGAACCAGAACUACCAAGCCCUGGAGACAGCCUCCAACACAGGUACUAUAGAGGACCUGAGACCCCCUGGACACCAGGAGGACCAGAACUACCAAGCCCUGGAGACAGCCUCCAACACAGGUACUAUAGAGGGCCUGAGGCCCCCUGGACACCAGGAGGACCAGAACUACCAAGCCCUGGAGACAGCCUCCAACACAGGUACUAUAGAGGACCUGAGGCCCCCUGGACACCAGGAGGACCAGACCCCCCCACUGGAGCCCUCAGCACCAGAGACCAGCAACAACAAUGACUGUUGUAGAUGUACACAGCCCGUGCCCGACAUGAUCAACGGCGCCACCAGGAACGACACUCCCACGUCUCUAACAGGCCAGUGUGGGGCGCUGUGUGAAACCCAGCAGCAGCAGUGUAGUCCACCGGUCCAGGAUGACAGACAGCUGGUCAGACACGUCCUGUUGUGUCUUCUCCUCAUAGUUUCCCUGCUGGCUAACCUGUCCAGUUGUCUAUGGUGGUUGUUCAACCAGGACCCUGGUAGACUGUACCUGGAGCUGCAGUUCUUCUGUGCUGUGGCCAACUAUGGACAGGGCUUCAUUUCGUUUGGUAUCUUUGGCCUGGACAGGCAUCUGAUCAUUCUGCCAUUCAAGAAGAGGUUAGUGAGCCUAUGGCAGGGCAGGGAGAGUGAGGAGGAGCCCCCCUCUGUGGUUCCAGAGGAGAUCAGGCUGACCUGCACUCAGUUUGUCCGCUAUCAUAAAGACCAGUGUGUUCAGGACAUAGUGCCCAUCAGAAGGUGUGAGGGAGAGAGGGUUCAGGAGAGGGAGCGCUCCAGGGAGAGACCUGGUCAGGGGACUUAUCCUCCAUCCCAGGCCCAGACUCAGGCCACUUUCCUGGGCAGUGAUUUGGUGGACUGGCUGGUGAGGGUGGGUCUGACCCGGGACAGGGGGAAGCCCAGCUCUAUGGGGCUCAGCUCCAGCAAGGAGGGAUACUGCAACACCUCACACACCAGUUUGGCUUCAGGGACGACGCCCUUCUACACUACCGCUUCACUGAGAGGAGCUGGACGCCACCGAUGGAGAGGAACAGCAGUAUGCCUCCUGUGGCCAAGUAAUGUUCCCAGAGAGGGGGAGGAGGAGGAGGGGGGAUGA